GUUGCAAUGGCGACCAUCACUGAGCUAAAGAGCGCCGUGAGGGACACGCUGGAGUCCCGCGGCGUGCUGGGCCAGUUGAAGGCUCGGAUCCGGGCGGAGGUGUUCAGCGCCCUGGAUGAUCAGCGGGAGCCUCGACCUCCGCUGUCCCACGAAAACCUGCUCAUCAACGAGCUGAUCCGAGAGUACCUGGAGUUCAACAGGUACAAGUACACGGAGUCAGUACUGACAGCAGAGUCAGGCCAGCCUGACGUGCCUUUGGACAGACAGUUCCUGGCCAGUGAGCUGAAAGUCACAGAGGAUGCGAGCUCCAAGUCUGUACCUCUUCUCUAUGGCUUAGUGUCGCACUUCCUGAACAGCGGUGAUAAAGGAGGGAAGGUGUUCCUGAGGGGAUCCUCUCUGCCAGCCGGCCCCACUGCCAGCAACAUCGGACCUGGAUCUAAUGCUUAAGAAUUGACAAUGCAUUGACUACUGGCAAACCUUGGACUAAAGAGUAAAUACAUACUUGGCAGGACAUGUAGCAGCAUCGGACAUUUUGUCCUAAGAUUUGACUGUGAGUGUUAUAUGUAUGCAUUACGGCCCAGAGGAUAUGAACAAUAUGGUGGCAGAAAGCAUUUGUAUUUAUUUUUGCGGUUGCUGAAUGCCCAAGAUAACCUUUUCAUUUUGUGAUUUUUAUUGCUGGCUUUAUCGAUUUCAGUCAUCUCUUUAAUAUUUUUCACAUUUUUGAUACUCUAAUAUUGUCUUUUAAUUGUUCAAAAUAUAUGUUUUAUAUUUAUAUACCACACUGAGUCAAAAUGGUUUGUAAAAGUGCAGUUUUAUUGGGGAACACAUGGUGGCAGUGUCACAAAAGAUAUAGCUGUAGACUGUUGCAGCCAGAGGAUGAACAGUCAAAUUGUGAUUUAAUCUGAAACUUUGAAAGAAUAUCUGAAAGCUUUAGCAAAAAUGUCACAUCUUAACAAAGAGUUGUUUGAUUUUAUAAUAUUUGUGACAACUGAAAUUCAAAUUUCAAAACAUUUAAGGUCAUAAACGCAGUAUACAUAAAUACAGCUGUUAAACAUGAUCCUACAACUACAUUAUGUCACUUAAACAAUAUAAAUAUAUCAUGUUUUAUAGACUAUAA
This is a messenger RNA of Pleuronectes platessa (European plaice), 1117 nucleotides long. It is a transcript of the gene cep20, whose product is annotated as centrosomal protein 20. The transcript is spliced from 4 exons. The record is from RefSeq and is a predicted model, not a curated record. The coding region runs from base 7 to 447 and encodes 146 amino acids. Gene Ontology annotation, molecular function: protein binding. Gene Ontology annotation, cellular component: motile cilium; centrosome; ciliary basal body. NCBI's taxonomy places the organism in Eukaryota, Metazoa, Chordata, Actinopteri, Pleuronectiformes, Pleuronectidae. Gene Ontology annotation, biological process: cilium assembly; microtubule anchoring.